Molecule: messenger RNA, 1255 nt
Organism: Centruroides sculpturatus (bark scorpion)
Lineage: Eukaryota; Metazoa; Arthropoda; Arachnida; Scorpiones; Buthidae
Exons: 2
Coding region: 258-986 (242 amino acids)
Cellular component (GO): chitin-based extracellular matrix
Molecular function (GO): structural constituent of chitin-based larval cuticle
Source: RefSeq, a predicted model, not a curated record
UAAUAAAUAAAUGUAUAAUGUAGAGAGGCAUGUCCUUGGGCUAGGACCCUCACCUUGACUUGUUCACUGAUAUAUUAUUCUGCUUCUCGCAACGAAUUAGAGCAAGGGAUGUGGGGUUACUCCUCCUCUUGGAAUGUCAAACAGGUUCAUCUUUGAAGUAAACCAGUGUCAUCUUAAUACUUGGUGGGAGAAAUAUAAAUAGUGGUUGAAGGACAACUGGCUUUGAUGAAUAUCCAGUAACUCUUGAGUACAGGCGAAUGGAAUUGCAAUUGAUCUUGCUUCUAGCAGUUACCUGCUAUGCGAUUCCUCACGCUGAAUAUAAAGCAUCGAGUAGCGAUGGUUCCUACAGUUUUAAUUUCGAAACAGGAGAAGAGGGAGGUAAGCACAGCAGAAAAGAAACUCGGAGUGCUGAAGGUGUAGUUGUUGGAGAGUUUUCUUACGAAGAUCCAAAUGGUAAUUUGAGGAUGAUUGAAUAUCGCGCCGAUGGAAACGGAUAUGUGGCGAGAGGACACGUGGGACCAGAGGGAGCACCUAGAGCAGAACUACCUCUUUACGCUUUACCUGAAUAUAAAGCCGAUCCUGCAACCGAAACAACAACAAAAAGCUCCGAAGAACAAAAACCAUCAACCGAAGAACCUGUCACUGACAAACCCAAUCCCGAAGAAGAUAGUAAAGAUAAACAGGCUGAAAAUCCAGGUUUCUUUGUUCUCGGUUUGGGUGGAAAAAGGAGAUUAGAAAAACCAUCAGACACCGGAAAAUUAGAUAUUCCAGCAGAAGAGAAAUCAAGCUUUUCUUAUUAUAAUCCUUAUCUCCAUUAUUAUCCAUUAUCUCAAGUACCUUAUGUCACUGAUGUCAAGGAAUUAAGCAGACCGUUUUAUCUGGCACCCGUUCAUCAUCACGUUCCCUAUGUACCUUAUAUUCCCAAUGUUCGUAAUCCUAUAAUUCCUGCAAAAUCUUACUUUCAUUCUUACCAAAUUCAACACUAAUUAUGACAAAAUCGAUCCACUGGACAGUUUUUUUUUUGCAAAAGGGACUUACAGGUCAGAUUGCAAAAUGAAGUUGUUUUUUUUUAAAAAAAAGAAAAAUAAAUAUGGGAAUAGUGGCAUCAAAAUAGAGGCAAGGACUCUUUGUAUAUUUUAUUUUAAUUAAUAUUAUGUUUUAUGUCCUUAAAAACAUAUGUAAAUUUAUAAAAGAAAAAAAAAACAAAAAAAUAUAUUGCUUUUUAUUUUUGUGUAAAUUUUCUAUGGGAUGGAUU